GUAGCGAGUCAAUCGUACGAGCUGCGCGACGCUUCUUCGUGCAACGUGGCGCGAUGCGUCCCUCGCGUUUUCGAAUAGGGGUGGCGGAACUGUUGGCGGGACACACGAAAGGGGGAGAAAAAGGUGUAGCAGUGGAGAGAGAGGGCGAGAGAACGAAAACAGGGGCUCGUCUUUGGUCUCCUCUGUUCGAAUACCUCUUUCAAGGGAGGAGUCCUCGUCGGUGACGUCGAUGAGGAAGCGGAGGAGGAGGAGAAGAAGAAAAGGGGAGGAGAGGAAUCACGUCGUGGCGUGGGAAUCAGAAGGGAGAGACCGCCUCGCCACCCCUCUUUUUGGAUCCCUUCAGGGGGCGAGUUUUGCAACCUUCGAGACGCAGUUGCUUACCAUAGUAAUCGCCGUUGCUACUGCGUAGUCGUUCGCUGCGUGGGCUACCAGUGAUGUGCUUAGCUUUAUGAUGCUCGCGAAUUCGUAGAUGCCAUCUACAAUUGGAAACUGUAACUUUCACGAUUCGCGAAACGUGAUUUCUUCGGUUCGAAAGUACGGGAUUAUUCUUUCGGACAAUCUCCUGGUGAUUUGAGAUUUUGUGAAAGAAACGGUGAAUAGGGGAUGUUUUAACUCGGGGUGUUUUUCAUAUGACACGUCGGUGUGCUCGUUCAUAAGGUUUGAAAGUUUGUUCAAUUUACAAUGGAUAUUAGUGAACGAUCAGUGAUAGAAUUUUGGCAAUGGUGUUAGAAUGGUGGAGUUGACGUACUUCGCGGCGAGUCAAGAAAAAAGGCUCAAAGUGGACGAGGUGGGAGGCAGUACGGUGGUAGCCGAGGGUGUAGUAGGCGGCAUAAAGGGCCCAGGCGGCGGGUGCCGCGCAUCCUCGAUGACGAUGGCCGAGAGCGCCGUGGAGGACGCUGCAGCCGCGCCCCCGGGUCCGGCCAAGCCGCCACCGCCCUCCUGUACCAACAAUAACACCCUAGCGGCGACUGCGAACCGGAACCAUCGGAACCUCCGCAGAAGGAAACGACUCGACCAGGUCUUGGACAUUCUGCAACACCGGAGUUCGCCGUCGGAGGGUGAAGUAUUGAAGUUCGAGGGAAGCGUACCAGCAUCCGAAGAGGAAGAGGACGUGUUUGGUUCGCCCAGGUCGACCUCGAGAUCAGCCACGGAUCCACCGUCCGGUAUCAGUUUGCUACCCCUGAGGCUGAAGAGCGAGGAGCCCGUGACGUCUACCGAGGAAGAGUCGAACACGAACGAGACCAACACCACCGACCAACAACAGCAGAAUCAUCAUCCUCAUCAUCCGCACUAUCACUCGCAUCAUCAUCGUCACCGGCACAGGCAUCAUCACAGAAACAGCAACGCCAAUCACCUGUACGAUCAGCUUCACCCGCCUCAUCAGAGAUCCUCGGUGCCCAAAUAUGCGGGAUGCACCUGCGUUCAGUGUUCCCAAUCGACCACCCCUCCGAUGGUGCUACCCUCGCCGACAUCCCCGUUGACUCCUCUCACACCGCUCACUCCGUUAACUCCGCUCACUCUACCGCCGUUGACGCCAGGAUCCCUAUCGUCGUACAGUUUCGAGCACUACAUGCACACCAAGUACCUGCCGGAUAUCUUCAGAGGACGCAGUCACUCGGACUCGGACCUGGUGCCAGGAUGGGACCAGAAGCCGCCGCUCUCGACCUCGUCCGUAUUCUUCAACCAUCCGUUAAGGAGUGGUUUCUUGGAGAGCGAUACGACCAGUCCUCAAGAGUCGCCGUUGGAUCUUUCGAUGAAGAGUCUAAUGGCGUCGGCCGCGGCGGCAGUUUCCGGUAGACCGCCGGCUCUCCAGUUACUCCCACCGGGGAUCGUGUCGAGGGGCUCGGUGAGCGUUCCAGUAGUAAAAGGCGACGUGGCGUCGCCGACGACGAAGGAGAGCGUCGCCGUGAGGUACAACCUCGAGGUAUCUCCCGUGGUGGAGGAGAUGCCGCCCGGGGCGGACGUGGCGUACGUUUGCCCGGUCUGCGGGCAAAUGUUCAGUUUGCACGAUCGUCUCGCCAAACACAUGGCCUCGAGGCAUCGCAGACAAGGUCCUCAGGACGCGUCCGCGAAGGCGUACCUCUGCGACGUAUGCAAGAGGAGUUUCGCCAGGUCGGACAUGCUCACCAGACACAUGAGACUGCACACGGGCGUCAAACCGUACACGUGCAAGGUUUGCGGCCAGGUAUUCAGCAGGUCGGAUCACCUGAGUACUCAUCAGAGGACGCACACAGGCGAGAAACCAUACAAGUGUCCGCAAUGCGCGUACGCCGCCUGUCGCAGAGACAUGAUCACCAGGCACUUGAGGACCCACGCCAGAUUUCCCGACGUUCAAACGCCUAAGAGCGAACCUGGCCUUCUUGCUGGCGAGGAUAGCCCCACGUUUGCGCAAGAACUAGCCUCCCCUUCGGCAACGAUCAAGGCCGAAUGACGACGACCAGGUGGAUGACCGCCGCGUUUCCCGCCCGUGAUUCCAAACGGAUUUCGAGAAGGUGAGCGACCUGCUUCGACGAACGGUUUCGGCGCCGAAGUUGCAAGGUCUCGACAGAGACGAUGACAAGACACGAGGAUCGCAGAGGACAACGACGGAAGGCAAGAUCGAUUCGUCUGGGUGGAAUUGGCCCAACGAUCAACGAGACUCUACGAUUCGGUUAGAAUUAAGGAAAUUUUUCGUUGUUUAGGAAUUUUGCUAUUUUCCUAACAUUUCGCAUAAAAUCGUCGUUAUUGUGUAACGAAAUACACAGCGUUAUCGGUCUUGAAAUUUUACGCGUUUUUUAACAGUAUUAUAUGAUAUUCGUCUUCCCCGUUGUUUCUCCUAGAAACUCGUGCGACGUUCAUCUUCCGGAGUCCUUUGUUGUUCAUCGAAGACUUGGCUGUUCGGAGAUCAUUUCGGAAAUGACUGUCGCCUCGCGUGAAAUAUUCGUUUUGUAUCUGGAAAUUUAACAGACUGUCAAAUGAUUCUUCUAUUCGCGUAAAAUAGAUCGAUUCUUUUCCAUAUUGCAAACUCUUUUUAUUUAUUUCCUAUUUUCUGUUGAUCCGCGAGAGUAUCGUUCAUGGUUGGAAUUUCUCCGAACAACCGAUCACUGUUAAACGAUGGUUAGUCUCUCUCAGUCGAUAUUCUUGCGUACGAAACGGAAACGAUUUGAAAGCAUUCCCGCGGGAAUUGCGUGUUUGCUGACGCAUAUCCGCGCUUCGAAGAUUCGAAAUUCGAAACAUGACGCGCGAAAGCUUCAUAGCUUGUUCAAGAUACUCGCGAUCUUCUUGCGAUGUCAAUCUUCCAUCGAAGUGUAUCGUUGUUUCGCGAGAUACUCGUUCGUCGACCUCGUCUCGCGAGGAAGGAGACGAAAAGAGGAGAAACAUGUGCCAAAUUUUCACGGUCGACCCGUUGUUAAGCCUCGUUCACAUGGUUACAUAUCGGUCGAGUUGAGUACGUUGAAGAAAAGAUCGUUGGUGAUGUUCGUUAUCUUUAUAGGAAAGGAACACUUGUCUCUUUCUGAAUCUGGUACCAUAAUCAUUUCAUGCUCGUUUCCCUUUUAGUUGGACUAUAAAUUAAUUAUUUAAACUGUCGAUUAUUUUAAACUAUUUUUUCAUAAAAUGGUUUUAAAAUAAAACUAAGUGGGUCGUAACGAUUCUUUCAGAAGUCCAACGCGCAUGAAAAUAGAUUCGACGUUUCAAGGAAAGCUGGUGAAAGUAAUAUUUAUUCGUCAACAACGAUCUUUCCAAAACUCAAACGUUGUUACUCAAAAACGAAAUCCUCAAUGAGACUAUCGUUUGGUUGUUGAGAAAAGAACUGUUAGCUAUUAUAACGACUAUUAAAACAGGAAAGAGAGAGAGAGGGAGAGAGUAUGUGUGUGUGUGUGCGUGUUGCUUUAUUGGGUGUUCUGAACUUCCUGUCGACAGCGUCGUGUUAUAUAUUUAUCGAAAAUUCGUUUGUUACUCGCGAAAACAGCGUGAAAAGGAAAGGCAGUCGAGCGCUUUUGGAGGCUGCCUUUCGAGAAGAUUUUAGUCUCGAGAAGAGAGAAGGGACGCAGAUGGAUCCGCGAGACGCGACGAUUUUCCUUCGUGUGCAAAGGAAAAUGGAAGAAACGAAAUAAAAACUAAGAGAAAGAAAACGAACGUAACCGUACCUGCAGAAAGAAAGAAACUUAAAGCAUAAUAAAAGCGUUUAGAUGUAACGUUAAUUAGUGGGUAACGUUAAUAUUAUUAUUGCGUUUUAUUAUUAUUAUUAUAAUAAUUAUUAUUAUUAUUGAUAUGGAUAUUAUUAUUAUUAUUAUUAUUAUUAUUAUUAUUAUUAUUAUUAUAAUUAUUAUUAUUAUUAUUAUUAUUAUUAUUAUUAAUGUUAUUAUUAUUAUUAACAUCAUUCUCAUAUUAUAAACUGUUCGGAGUGAGAAUGUUGCGAAAAACGUGCGUAAGAAAGAGAGGAAGUUAUUUUUUUAUACGAGGAAACUUUGCGAAAGGGUCGCGAGAGAGGUAAAGGAAAAGGAACACCGAGCGCGGGCUACGAGUUAUCUAACUGUAAAUUUAUUUAGUAUCGAAAUUUGCAAAAAUUCAAGAACGAACUUAAAAGGUAUAUUCUCCUGUUUAAGGGAAGGACUAGUCCCCUGUCGGAGUUCUCUUCCAAAGUGGCGCUCUCUCGCGAAGCAGGUGGGCGAAACGCCUUUAACUAUUUCGCGUUUCCGGUCCACGGUGACCAAUUCAUUAACUAGUGUAUUUCGUCGAAACGCGGUCUGAAUUCGACCGUUCGGGAUUUUGCGGCGCAGACGAUCCCUCGAAAAAAAUACUCACUGGUACGACUGGCGGAUUGCGUUCUCGCGAUCGCGACAAAGAUGACAAACGUGUACUCGACUAUCGAACCCUUUGUCGACAGACGCUUUAAUUGAAAGUUUGUUAGAAUUUCCGAAAAAAGAACAUUUCUAUUAAAAUUGAAAAGAAAUACGCGGCAAUCGGAAAUAAUUAAAGAAUUAAAAUCACAAAACGAGUCGUAAAUAAUCUUGUCGCGAAUAUCAAAUGUGAUAGAGAUGUGUCGAAAAAGCGUCGACGACACAGUGUGUUCGCGUAUAACGUAUCAUCGGAGACUACACGCGGUGUCAGCUAUAUACUUCAACCUUGCUCAACCUCGACCGUUUCGCCUUUUUCCUUGCCAUAACUCGGCCGCUGUCCAGUGUGUCUCCCGUUCGUGACCACAGUAAAACGGGCAGUGACGAAUAUCGCGAGUCACGCCCUGUGUAAACACGCACGAUGCUCAUCCGUAUUAACACACGCGACCACACAUGAUAUUGCAUAGAUAUGUAUAUAUAUAUAUAUACAUAUACACGCUCAUAGACACAGAGACAGAAUACAAUAUUGUACAUCCAUAGACGCGUUGUUUAGGAAAUACACGGUGGUAAGGUGCGCGUAGUUGAAAGACGCGCGCACGCGCAGGUACGUAUAGCUGUAUUUUUGUAUACCGAUGUUUUUUCUAAUUAGUCUACCGUUUUAAGCGUUUCGAGAAGGAACGGAACGUGUAAUUAGCCGUUAAGGGGAAACUGUCGCUCUCUGCUUGCCAUUUUAACUUGCCUCUGUCGAUCGAACGAUUACUCGGAAGGUGGCUUGUCGGAGUGACAAGAGAAGGAUACACGAGGGAGAGACCUCGAGGCGGAAGGUUUCGUUUGAUGGGCCUCGACGUUUUCUUCGCAGAGAUUGUUCGUAUUUCGAAACAUUGAAAUUACGACGUUUUGUAAAUUCAGAAACUUAUGUUUUGAUAUCGUGAGAAAUUGUGCAGUUUGUUUUUGUUAUUUUUUAUUUCCUAUUUUUCUUUUUUUUUUUUUAAUGCUAUUUUGUCGUUUUUUUUCCAUAAUUACUUUCUUUACUUUUCUUUUUUUUCGAUAUGAAAUCACAAGGAUAAAUUUGGAUGACAUAAAUUGGAACGAAAUGGUUGUCCGAUCUGUUAAAUUUUCGUUGUGUCGAAACUUCCGAUUCGAUAUCUGACCUUCGCGCGAUUCAGCCUUAAACCUGAGAGAAUCUCUCGCGCAACGAGCCCUUUUUCGCUUGAUGAGACGUAUGUAGAUUGAAACGAAACGAUAUAGAAGGGACAUAAUUGUAUAGUAAAAGAAAGACAAAAGAAUAAAAAAGAUGCGACACGUUCGUCGUGUCUGCAGGCAAUUAAGCGAUCGCCGUGCCAGACAACCUGUUCUUGUAAUUAUUAACACUCAUUUAGCCAUUCGUAUGAUUAUAAUUAUUUCUAUUAUUAUUAUUAUUAUUAUUAAUUAUUAUUAUAUUAUUAUUAUUAAUUAUUAUUAAUUAUUAUGCCUAGUUACGUUGUUAAGUGAUUAAUCAUGUUUAAUGCUUCUAUUAUUUAUUUUGUUAUCCUAUUCGCAAAUCAAGCUUCCUAUUUUUCGUCCUAUUCUUACAUUCUUCCUACCCUUUUUCCCUUGUUUCUCGUUUCAUCGAAAAAUCCUGUCCGAUUCUCGUUGUUUUCAGGGCGAAGAAGAGCGCUCGGUUUCAAUUACAAACAUCCGUCGCAUUUAUAAGCUCGUAUUCCAGCUUCUUCUCCGCCCUUCCGCGUCAUUUCCUUUUCUGCACAUUCUGCGCAAAAGAAGUAAAUGGCAAGGAACGACCAGAACGGUCUUUCCCGCGAUGAUUUUUACGGUUCCGUGACAUUCUGUUUACGUUUUGUAUAACGACGAACAAGAGAUUCGACAAAAGAAAAAGGAACAAAAAAAAAAGGAUAAAAAUAAAGCGCUCACAAGGGUUUCUGUAAAUUAUUGCCGACGACGAUUGUGUAUGUUAAUUUAUAAAUUAUGUUGUGUUUACGAAUCGUGCCAGAAUGGAAAAAAAAUAUAAUUUUUCAACGAACUGCCACGCGCGUUUUCAUUCAGUCUAUCACGAAUCAUUCCAAUGUAUUCCCCAAUUUUUCCUUCUUUAUUUUCAUCUCUCUUUUUUUUAUCUUAGGUCUUUCCAUUCGAUUCUUUUUUUUUUUAUUUAUUUUCCUUUUAUUCGUGGGUUUAUUUAAUCCGAAAAUUAUCACGAAAACGGUGCCGUGCCUUCAUCGUUGUAGCGUUUCGAAGGAGAUUGAGGUGUCGCCGAGCUUCGUCGAAUCAUAGAAUACAUAUCAUCUUUUAAGGCUGAAGAUACACGGUAAAAACGUACGUAGAAGAUGAAAUAUUUUUUCAUGGUCGGUGAAAUAAUACAGGAAAAACUUAGCAACUGUAUCUGUCUAUCACUUGCGUACGAUCAGUAACGCAAAACGCAAAAACGAAUCGACGAUUGCAUGUCUUCACGGCCUUUUUUUAAAGGAAAGGGCUCGAACGGAUUUUGCGAUAUUCCCUUUGUACCCGUUUCUACGAUCACGAGUCGAUAAUCCUUGUAUCUGUACAUCGAACAACAAACUGAAUCUGUAUGUUGCUGCACUCUUACGAUGAAAAUAUAUAUACACGUUAAUUGUUUCUA
Bombus terrestris (buff-tailed bumblebee) is the source of this 7428-nucleotide messenger RNA. RefSeq names its product chorion transcription factor Cf2 (gene klu). Lineage: Eukaryota; Metazoa; Arthropoda; Insecta; Hymenoptera; Apidae. The record is from RefSeq and is a predicted model, not a curated record. Bases 731 to 2431 code for a protein of 566 amino acids. Gene Ontology annotation, molecular function: RNA polymerase II cis-regulatory region sequence-specific DNA binding; DNA-binding transcription factor activity. The transcript is spliced from 2 exons. Gene Ontology annotation, biological process: regulation of transcription by RNA polymerase II.